AUGAAGACCGAAACCAUGUUCUGUGUCGCUCUGUUCGCGGCUGCUGCGGUUCAAGCCCAAGAGCUGGUCGACGAUUCAAGACCACACCUGAACUUUUCCAGCCUGGAAGGGCCUCCAGACACACAAGAGGAUGAAAAACCGGCUUCGCUAUCUGAUUCCUUUGCUUCUCCACGAGACCCAGUCCAGCAGGGGGGUGGCCAAGGACUUAAAGUGUUGGAGGGCAUGAUACUUGACGCCAUAAACAAAGAGUGCAACGAGAUCAAGAGUUCGACAACUGUGUGCAAUUCGACUGUUGGGUCAACUUCCGAUUCGACUGCUGCUCCGGCCCCCGAACCCGCUCCGGCCGCCGAACCCGCUCCGGCCCCCGAACCCGCUCCGGCCCCCGAACCCGCUCCGGCCGCCGAACCCGCUCCGGCCCCCGAACCCGCUCCGGCCCCCGAACCCGAACCCGCUCUGGUGGAGCCGGGGCCGUGGCAAGUGAAACCUCUCGAUCACGACCAAGUGAGACCGUUUGCUCAGGUGGUGGACCCCGUCACUCCGUCCGAUAAAGCGUGCCUCAAAUUCAAACCACAAAUUCACAUCAGUCAUGGGUGCCGCCCGUAUCCUGCCGUAGACUGGGAGGGUAGCACUAGCCGCGGCCUCGCUGUCGAAGGACCCCCCAGUGGCAAAUGCAAAGGAUCCGGGUGGGGGUCUCAAGUCUACGGGCGUGCACGUUUGUUCCGCGACAAAUGGGCCCUUAUGUACUCAUGGUACUUCCCAAAAGACUCACCGUCCCCAAAACUGGGCCACCGUCACGACUGGGAGCAUGUUGUCGUUUGGAUCGACGACCCUGCUAUGGAAAAUCCGACGAUUCUGGGAGUGUCGGUGUCGUCCCACGAUGGAUACUUGUUCCGAGUGCCACUUGAUCCGGUAACAAUGGACGGCUCGAGUGUCAAGGUCAAUUACUUUAGCUCCUGGCCGAAGAAUCACGAGCUCCAGUUCACUCAUAAGCGUGGUAGCUUUCAGGACCUGAUCACGUGGGAGCAGAUGACGGAAGAUGCCCGCCGUGCAUUAAACGCAGUCGACUGGGGCCAUGCGCAUGUUCCCUUUAACGAUGGCGCCUUUGAGCACAGGUUGAUUAGAGCUUGGCCUUUCGGAUAA
Molecule: messenger RNA, 1140 nt
Organism: Peronospora matthiolae
Lineage: Eukaryota; Oomycota; Peronosporomycetes; Peronosporales; Peronosporaceae
Source: the annotation of a GenBank genome assembly